Molecule: messenger RNA, 1072 nt
Organism: Paramecium pentaurelia
Lineage: Eukaryota; Ciliophora; Oligohymenophorea; Peniculida; Parameciidae
Source: the annotation of a GenBank genome assembly
AUGUUAUAUUUAUUAUUGAUUCCGGCUCUUGCUUAUGUACAAGAAUAAUAAUUGAUGGAAAUCUAUAAUCAGAUGAACGGCAUUAAGGAGUCCAUAUCUUAAUUGGAAUAUUAUACUGCUCUAGAGAAAUUAGAAUGGAAAUCUCGCUAGGAUAGAGAGUUUGAGGAGGAAGGGAUGACAAUUUAUUUAGAACAUUUUGCUGAUGUGAGUUAGAAUAUGGUUACUUUAGGUCCACAAAUUACUUAAGUAGAGACUCAAUUCAGAAAAAAAGGAAAAGGAUAGCUUAGAACUCUUUCUUCAUGAGACAUACCUAAAAGUCAUAAAUCUUCUAAAACGCCUAAUCAUAGACAAAGUAUCAUUCUUUUAUUCAUUGUCUUAGGAUAAAUUGAUUGAGACUGACACAAGAGAAUUAGCAAAGAUAAAGCAUCAGGCUAGAGAAGAUACGUAGAAGCGCUUUGAUGAAUACAACUUUUUACUUUAAAAAAUUAAAGAAGGUAAAAAUGGGCAAUUAAAUAAAUAGUGGUUGAUUCUUCUAAUAUUUAAGAUAUUUUUAAAACUUUAGAAUUAUUAGAAUCAAAGAUAAUGAUAGGUCUUUUCAAAUCCAAUCCAAGUUAAGAAUUGGAUUUCUUCAUAAAAGGAGUAGAUCGAUUGUUUAAAUAAAGCAACCAUUUAAAUUCAAAAAAUGAAGCUCUACAAUUAUUAAGUUUGAUGCAUAGUGUCAUAUAAGAAACUCUUAUUGGAAUGAUGAAUGAACAGUUAGAAUCUUCCUUUGAUCUUUUGGAUAAAGAACUUUUCUACUCUCAAUCUAAAAACACUCACUAACAAGCAAAGGAGUCAUUGAUCAUUCUCCUUAAUAAACUUGAAAGUAAGAUCCAUUAAUAUCUAUUAAAAAGUAACAGGAGUAAAGUUCUGGAAUGAACAAUUAAAAUUAAAUGGUAAUGAGGAUCAUUUGAUUGAAAUAUUUUAGAGUUCCCUUGAUUAAGCUAUGUUGAUGAGUAAUAGAUCAAUUCAAUAUCAUCAAUAACUAUCAGAUACUCUUAGAGCUAUGUUGGAACGAUUUCUUCAAAGUUGA